Molecule: messenger RNA, 4195 nt
Organism: Sabethes cyaneus
Lineage: Eukaryota; Metazoa; Arthropoda; Insecta; Diptera; Culicidae
Gene: sano
Exons: 6
Coding region: 672-2663 (663 amino acids)
Source: RefSeq, a predicted model, not a curated record
AGGUUGUUUACCGUCGUCGUCGUCGUGAGCCAGCCGAUGCGGGAAAAGUGCUGACGCGAUACAUGUGCUAGUCAGUUAAGAUCGUCUUUCGUGACAGCCCUCUGGAGCGAACUGAAAGUCUCAGUCCCUCGUUCGGAUCGAUUACCUGUUCGACGUACUACCGCUAAAUCACCCACAGGAUCGAUUGCGCCAAGUUUUUUGUUCUAUAACGCCAGCCAGCGCAGUCCAGCCAUUCACCGUUAGGUAGAACAACCUGCCUGCCUGCAUCGCCAUCGAUCUCGAUCGAGCCCGAGCACUUAUGAUAAUGCAAGCAUAAGUUGCCAACCGCCACGAUUGAGCCGGCGCAGGGAAAUCGCCACCAUUACGCGGUCAACAUUCACCUUCCCCGGCCUCCGGCAUCCGGACGUACUGGUAGUCGCUCGUUCAUCGUGUCGCAGCGCCAGACAGUUACGGAUCUUACGCGUUUGCCGCCUCCCUCGCCACCGCCCCCCAAAACGAUCGAAGAUGUGAUAGUGCCACAAACGGCGAGCUUCAGCCAACAGAUUGCAAACUAUUUCCUCCGCAUCCGUCGCCGGACGACGCAAGUUGUUCACCAUCAGGACCGGAACCCGCUCUUCGUAUCGACCCAACAUUCCCCGGACGGCGCCAACACUUCCUCCUCAUCCACGGCAAUGGCCGCAACGGAUGGCCAAAUCAUUCUGGCGGCAUCUCGUUUUGGCGAUUCCCAGCCGGUCUAUCUGAAGGAUUUCGCCAAAACGGAUCUGCCGGCGGUCGGCAAAAUCGUAAAGGGCCAGUACUAUAACCUGGGCGUACCGACACUGUCGAAUCCGUCGCUUCAGAGCACUGCAUUAUUUCUCAAUGCCGGUAAGAAGUAUCAGAUUCUAGCGCAACCGGUAAAAAUCAAGGAAGGACGGAAAAGUACAAAUGUCGGACCGAAAGUGUUGAUCCCCGAAACCUAUCCGGGAUUCUUCGAGCUGCUCAGCGAGGAUGGCCGGUCGACACGUUGCAUCGAAAGCGUCCUGGAGCUGUCGAAGCGACGGAACUUCCGUGUGCUGGUGCGUGAAACCGUUCGCUGCAACCACAACAGUAAGUCGCUACACGCGGGCGAAAUUCUCACGACGAUCUCAGACAACGGCAAGUAUCUGCAGUGCAAGACGUCCAAGGACGAAAUCGUUAGUUUGCCAUUAGAAGCCAAAGCCAAAUUUUCACCUAUUGCUAAAGAGGAUAGUAUUAGCGGUGUACAUUCAGUCAGCAAUCUGUUACAGAAACGAAUGCCAGUAACUGUUAGGUUAGUCCACGGAACGGCCCCCAAAGGGAUGAAACAGCCGUUCAUACCGGAACUACGUCUACUGGGCUGUGUCGAAGUGGAUCGGAUAUUUGCCCUACCAUUGCAGAAAGAUAUGGAUCUGAUAUCGGUACCGUUAAAUGCCAAGAUAAAAAUUCAGAGAGCAAAGAACAUGGAUCAGUUGGAUCAUUUCAUUGAAUUUUCCCGCUUCCUGGACAAAGCGCAACGUCUGCUGGUGGAUGCCCGUGAUCGGUUGCAAAUCAUCGACUUAAAACUGGGCGAAAAGGAUAAGAAGGAAACAGCAAAACAGUCAGCCAAUCGGAAAGUAACGUCUAGCAUUUCCGGACUAACCGCCAACGGAUACGUACUGAAGAAAAGCAACAGCUGUGAUUCGAAUCGGUUUUCCCCGUCGCUCGGUGGAGGUAGUCAGAAUGGUUCGAUUGCCGAUGAAUAUGACGAAAUCGAUCAGAUCUAUGACUACGUUCGUGGCCUAGCGCCGUUACCGAAGAACCUCAACAAGUUCGAAGCGAUUGUGGAACCGGUUUCGUCGCCGGCUUUCACACCAGUCCCCACUCACCAGCAUAACCUCAAAACAGUCGAAAAUAUCAAAUUCUCCGCCAACAACAUCAACAACAAUUACAGUCACUACGACACCGGUAAUUAUUCCAACAUCAUCAAGCACACCAACAGCAGCAGCAUCAUGAACGGCAACAGUCUGGAGUCGACGAAGCACAGCUCCGCAACGGCUGCGGCAGCAGCAGCAGCAGCCGCCAACGCCGCCAACAACAACCACAUCAUCGUCCACAAGGAGGAACACAAACCGAUUCCACCGCCGAUCGAAACCAUUCCCGGCAAAAAGUUACCGGAAAAGCGGCAACGGCCAACGCUGCCGAAGUUGUACUUCAAGAACAACCUCGGAGGGCACCAGAAAAGUCCCACGUCCGGAGCGGUCAGCCCGCUGGGCGGCCAAGCCACCGGACAUGCAUCGCUAGCCAUCACCGGAACCCCGAAGGAGAUUAUGUUGGAACCGCAGAGUCCACUGUUUCAUAUUAGGUACAAAAGCCUCAGUUCGCUGCAACUGGCGCAGGAGUCCCACCCGCCAACGCCGAUCUCGCCCUCGCCCAAGGGAACGCAGGAGAAAAACCACAUACUAUCGAAGUCGGCCAGCGCCGGCCGGGAGGGCACGCUGGACUCGUCCCGCAGCGGUGGGCGCACUUCGGGUGACUCCAAGCUGCCGGAGAAGAAAACGCGUCGCCUCAGCCGGCCGCGUAGCCUCUCCAAUCUGGUGUGGGACCUGCGCCCGCACAAGUCGGAAAAAUCCAAGAAGAAGCUCUAUCUGCAUCAGUUCGAUCGACAGCAGGGGACGCUCUAUCUGUAGAGAGGGGAUUUGCCGGUAGGACCGAGUGUGUCCAAUUUAAUAAGAUUUCGUCAAUACAUUUAGUCAACUGCGGAAGAAGUUCAAUCAAUUUUAAAUCAGGUCGGAUAUCAUGUUUGUUAAAUACUGUCCAUUCCAGUGAAAUUAAAGUUCUUAAACUUUCACUUCUCUGCAUGUGAUGAUGUUCGCUUUGAAAAUGUUUGCUGAAAGGUAGGGUUAUCACACCAAGUUUAGUAAGUGUUCGUAGAACGGUAGACGAGUCUAGGUCCAAACCAUUUUAGAUUGAAUACUCAAACUAAUUUCAAAUAAUAGUCACUUUGUGUUCAUUCGACUUUAAACCUAUUGGUAAAGGAAUUUUUUUUUCACUAGGAAAAUUUACUCACCCAAGUUCAGUUUCACGGUUGCUAGAAAACUUUCGGGUUGGUGUGACUUAACAGGGCUCCUUGGUCGUUCUUCAACACAUUGAGAAAAUAAACAUUCAUAAACACACUAUUUAUAAACAAAAACUAAGCAAAAUUUAAUCUGCUGUAUUUGCGCACUUCAGUCAAGCAAAUGUCAACAUUGAAAAAAAAAGAUAACGAAAAAACGAAUAAAAAAUAAGGCAUUAUUGAAAAUUGUGAAUGAGAAUCAAGCGUGGCUUGCUUUGACGAGCGAUGCGCGUGAUGUACAGGAAUUGGAUGAAACAAAAAAAAAACUAAACAAGAAAAAACGAUAAAGCAAAGAAAACUCAUAUAUCAAACAGUUUAUAGUUUUACUUUCGCCAUUCGUCGUUAAGGCUGUGGUAUUAUUACUUAUUUGUGCUGUUCAAGUAAACUUAAUAUUAAAAAAAAACAAACAAUUAUGCUGAUUCCGCGAAACGACGCAAAACGAGUGAAACAAGUUAAAAGCCGAUCGAUUUGAUUACUUUAGUUUUAUGAAAGACAAAGCAAAGACAUUAUUUAACUAUUAUUUUUUAUCGUAUCUCGUCUCUCCAGAAGAAGAUUCGCCGUGUUUAACCACUUGAAAAGUCUAAGUUCGUUUGCUUUUCCGGGAAAGGACGGGAUGAAAGGAUUUGUGCGAAUCGUUCCCAGCCAGCGCAGGAAGCAAUUGAAAUUUUCACCUUUCAAGAGUAACCGUGUUUUAUUAGUCCCUAUAAAAAAAACUUACGACGUCGUCAAUGAGCAAAAUGCUAGCAGUUUAACAAAAAAUGUAAACUAGAAAGUAAGAUUUUACUCAACCGCGUGUGUUAGAAGUUGAAUCCAUACAGUCAGAGCUCUAACUAUUUUCAUAUUAAACGUAUGGUAGGUUUUUUGUUGGUAAUUUUGUUUCAAUCUUAACGUGCAACACUGGACAAGAGUUUUGCAAAACGAAGAAGAAAAAUUAACUCAAAAUUCUUGGCCCAUUUGUAGUGAGACACAUACCUACAACAGACAGCUUGUUCGUGUAAUGUUCAUAGUGGAUAUUCGUUUCGUGAAAUUGCAAAAACUUUACGAACGAUGCCCAUUUCUUAAGUAUUCAGCAAAUCUAUUAGAAAAUAUUUUAUUGAAAGAGAUGAG